Messenger RNA from Schistosoma turkestanicum, 2531 nucleotides. NCBI's taxonomy places the organism in Eukaryota, Metazoa, Platyhelminthes, Trematoda, Strigeidida, Schistosomatidae. The record is from the annotation of a GenBank genome assembly.
ACAAGGCCGUCUAAUGCGUGUCGUUGGAAGUAUUUCAGAGUUUGAUGAAGCAUUAAGAAAAUGUUCUGAAUCGGAGGAAAUCCUGGUAGUUGAAUUUUAUGCAGAUUACUGCGGACCUUGUCGUCGCAUUGCCCCGCAGUUCGAAGCUCUGUCAUCGGAGUUUCGUCAGAAAACUUUUGUUUUUAUGAAAGUGAAUACGGAAUGUUGCUCAGACCUUUGUCGACAAGAAGGAGUUUCGGCCCUACCGACUUUCAAACUUUAUCACGAUAAAACAUGUUUCGAAACAAUCGUUGGUUAGGCUAAAUUAUUUGAUAACCCGAGUUAAGGUAGCAAUCUUCCCAGGUUGAGAGAUGUUUUGCAUGAGUUCUCCUUGGACUACUCAUUAAUACAGCUCAAACUCAACAGAAAUCAACUUCAGAAAUUACGUGCAUUUGGGUGUUUGCACAAAAUAUGUGAUAAAAUUUUAAGUCAUCCCCAAGAAGAAGAGUUUCGCCGCAUUACUUUGACCAGCUUGGAUUUUAUUGAAACACUUUUGGUUGUUCCCGGAUGUAUGGACUUCUUAUUUUCUGCAGGCUUCCAGGAGGCUGAUGAUGCCUUUAUAUUGCCAGCUACUUUUGAUGUCUCUCGUCUGAAGGAGUUAUUCACCCAGCUGAAAUCUUGUUUGCCCGCUAGUUCUGUGCCAGCAGAUCAAGACAUUCUGACACUGAGAAAGUCUGAAUUAAAUUUUGUUAAUCGAUUGCUUGGAUAUCGAUCUUUUGUUGUAAACUAUAUGAAUUCGGAAUUACAGGCUCGGGCUCGAAAAUUAAUUCCCACUGAACAGCUUCUUUUAUCCGCCUCUCAAAACAAUGGUUGUUCUGUGGAUGAUGUGGAACCAAGAGAUUUUCUACGAGAGCUAUUAGUUUGGUUUAAGAGUGAAUUUUUUAAAUGGGCUGAUGACUUCACAUGCAAAACCUGUGGCGGUAAGAUGGUUGCAUUCUCAAACGACCAACCUCAACCGGAUGAAAUCAAUGAUGGCGAUGCUAGUGUAGUAGAGAUUUACAAAUGCAAAACAAAUGGAACUCAUCCAUUAUAUCGUUUUCCUCGAUAUAACCAUCCGAGAAAAUUACUUGAAACUCGUCUAGGAAGAUGUGGUGAAUGGGCUAACUGUUUCACGUUGUUUCUUGUUUCCGCUGAACGUCGCACUAAUCAACCUUGGUUUGAUUCAUGUCGACUUAUCAUGGAUUGGACAGAUCAUGUUUGGUGUGAAGUCUGGUUGAAUGAUAAAUAUACUAAUCAAAAACGUUGGGUUCACUGUGAUCCAUGUGAAGUACAAUUAGACAAACCACUAUUAUACGAAUCUGGAUGGAAUAAAAAAGUGAAUUAUAUCAUGGCCUACACAGUACCACCUCGAUUAUUACAUCAAAAAUCGGAUAACACUGAGAAUCUAUUCACUGUGGAUAUACAAGAUGUAACGUGGCGUUAUACACAGAAAUUUCGAGAAGUACAAUCCCGUCGGAAUAUGAUUAGGGAAUCCACAUUGGCGUAUAAAUUAGCCGAAAUUCACACUACUGCUAUCCGAAAUUGGUCACUUUCCAAUAAUCCAAUUAAUAUUGACCAAAAACCAUAUUGUUGGGAUUCAAUUAUUGAUGAAUUAAUAACUUUUCUCAAUCCUCCAAAAUGUGAUGGUCAACUUCCAGGUCGUCAAACUGGUUCACUGGAAUGGCGUCAAGCUCGUGGUGAACUGGGUCAAACUUCUCUGUCUGUUGAACCACCUCUUAAAGGGUCAAAGUAUAUUAUUUGUCCAUCUGAUUCGGAACUUCAUAAUGGAAUAUUUCAUGUACGUUAUAAUUCAGCUUUAAAUAUCUAUCAACGUCUUUAUCACAAUGAUGAUAACAAUGCCAAAACAGAUGUUAACUUUCAAUGUUCUACGAAUUCACCGAAAAUGUUGAAUCAAGAACCAAAUAAAUUGAUUGAAAAUGCUCGAAAAACUGGUUUAUAUGGAUGGCAAUCUAUGGUCUAUCAAUGGAGAAACAUUUUUCGAAAGGUGGAACAUGAUUGGCAUAUGGUUUAUUUGGCACGUGAAGAGGACUGUGAACCUUCAGAAGAUGGAAUAAUUAUUUGGAUGCUUGAUUUAAGAAAUACAAAUUAUCGUGUUGGAAAAGUUUCUAUAUUUACAAAUAUGGUUUGUCAUUCAACUGAAAGUCAUGCUCGUUUAGUACUGUGUUCUGGUGAAUAUCCGGCUAGUAGUAGUAGUAGUAGUGGUAAUGGUCAUGAUGAAAGUGAAAAACCGCAAUCGGCUCCUAGUUCAUGUUUAUGUCUUCACCCAGGUUCAGCAUCAUUAUUCAAUUCAGAAUCUAUGGUUGGAGCGGAUUUUUUGACUUUAAAAGCUCGUCUAUGGAGUGAUAAUGAAUCUAGUCAAAAGUCAUCUUCUGUGGCUUGGCAACAAGCUCAACUAUUUCGACAAAAGGAUAAUGAUUUCGAUACUUGGUCAUUAGAAUGGAAAGUUGAAUUAGUGAAAAUUAAUUAAUUAAUCAAACCAAAAAAACUGAAUG